UGUAUAUGUACCCACUACACUCUGACACUUUUCUCUCCGCUAAACCAUUUUCAUUUUUAGACUCUUUCUUGAAUUAUUCAUCAUCCCUUAGCUUGGCUUCUGAAUUCUUAUUCUCUUGACUUCAUAAUUCCUACUUCUGGAACUGAGAUUCGGUGCAGUAUUGGAGGCGCGAUGGAUUGGGAUUGGGAGUGGUUGAAGGAGUUCUUGAAGGGUAUGUUGAAGCCGGUGGCGGCGCUGGCGGUGGUCGCCAUGGCGGUGGCCUUGUCCUACUUUCAGAGAUUGGGGCUGGAACGAGAAAUGGCGUUUUCUAUUUUCAGAGCUUUUCUUCAGCUCUCAAUCAUUGGCUUUGUUCUUCAGUUCAUUUUCAGCCAGGACAACGUUCUUUGGAUACUUCUUGCUUAUCUUUUCAUGGUAUCAGUGGCGGGAUAUACAGCAGGUCAACGAGCGAAGCAUGUGCCGCGAGGGAAGUAUGUUGCUGGGGUGUCCAUCUUGGCUGGAACCGCGAUGACAAUGUUUUUGUUGGUGAUCUUGAACGUCUUCCCUUUCACUCCCCGGUACAUAAUCCCGGUUGCGGGGAUGAUGGUUGGGAAUGCCAUGACUGUCACGGGUGUUACAAUGAAAAAGCUUCGCGAUGACAUCAAAAUCCAAAUGGCCUUGGUAGAAACUGCGUUAGCUUUAGGCGCUACGCCUAGGCAGGCGACGGUUCAGCAAGUGAAGAGGGCGCUAGUUUUAGCACUUUCUCCUGUCCUGGACAAUGCGAAGACAGUUGGGCUUAUAUCCCUCCCGGGCGCAAUGACAGGGCUUAUAAUGGGAGGGGCUUCUCCAUUGGAGGCCAUUCAACUUCAGAUUGUUGUCAUGAAUAUGCUUAUCGGGGCUUCAACCGUCAGCAGCAUUCUCUCGACUUACCUCUCUUGGCCGUCGUUCUUCACCAAAGCAUAUCAGCUCGAAACAAAGGUUUUUUCUUCUGAUUAACCAUUCAUACCUGCAUAAUUUGGCGAAUAUUGUUCUAUGACAUCUUGGUGGCAUUGUGAGUUGUAUGAUUAGCAAUCAAAGAACAAAGAUGGGUUUGGUUUGUGUUUGACAAUGUGUGUAUAUAUAUAUAGAUAUAUUGUUGUUACAA
Messenger RNA from Ipomoea nil (Japanese morning glory), 1120 nucleotides. RefSeq names its product protein ALUMINUM SENSITIVE 3. Bases 172 to 972 code for a protein of 266 amino acids. The record is from RefSeq and is a predicted model, not a curated record. The transcript is spliced from 3 exons. NCBI's taxonomy places the organism in Eukaryota, Viridiplantae, Streptophyta, Magnoliopsida, Solanales, Convolvulaceae. Gene Ontology annotation, biological process: response to aluminum ion.